Trifolium pratense (red clover) is the source of this 781-nucleotide messenger RNA. RefSeq lists its product as uncharacterized. NCBI's taxonomy places the organism in Eukaryota, Viridiplantae, Streptophyta, Magnoliopsida, Fabales, Fabaceae. The record is from RefSeq and is a predicted model, not a curated record. The transcript has 2 exons. The coding region runs from base 107 to 652 and encodes 181 amino acids.
CUAUAUAAAAGGCACACGACACGAACCCACUCUCACAAUCACAACCUUAUUGUAAACUACCAAUCUACCAUAUACAACCACCGAGUGAAAAACCCAUCAACCAAUAAUGUCCUCGUCGGAAAUUGCCACGUCACCAUCACCACCUCAUACAACCAUUUCCAUUCCCUUCAAAUGGGAGGAAGCACCAGGGAAGCCUAGACACUGCCACACCCAAUCAGAGCUCAACAACAACACCGUUACAACAACAACAACCUUAGAACUUCCUCCUAGGUUGCUCUUUUUGGAUUCCAAGCUUAAUGUUCCUUCUCCUACAACUGUCUUAGAUGGGCCUUACGUGGGUCGGGCUAUGUCAUUCACUUCUUCAUAUAGAACUCCAAGGGAAAACUGGAAUUCCAAUUUUGGGUCUAGUAGGUGGAGUGGUUUAAAGAAGAUUAACAAGGAGGGAGAAGAGGGUAGUUUAGACUUUUCAGGUCAGAAUAAGGUGAAGAUCUCACGGGCUGGGGCUGGGGCUGCUGGUAAAGAUGGAAGUCCUGUUUCUAAGGCAAAAUCACAUUUGUGGGCAAGCAUUUAUGGUAGCUUCAAGCAAGUGGUCCCUUGGAGACGCAGGAAAGAAACACAGAGAAAAUGGGUUUCCAUAACCGACACUGUUUAAUUCUUUAGAUUAAUUCAUUUUACUCAUGUUUACUCACUCCUAUUUUAAACAUAACAAUAUUUAAGAAAUGAUAUGAUGUUUAGUAUCUAUAUAUAUAAAUAAAUAAAUAAUUUCUCUUAUAUAUGGUUA